UAAAAGAAGAUAUUGUACCAUUUUCUUUCGUGGUAGUUUUAAUUUCCCUUUCAAUUAAUUAUUUUACGUGAUUGAACGACAUGAAGAAAAACACUCGCCUGGAGCUUUUUACAACGUUUAUUUUAUUUUAAUUUUUUUUUCUGUGUCCUCACGACGUCCUUCAGUUAUCUGCUUUCUGAUGAUAACAACACCAGACCAAAGUGCGGUUAAGGCUUUGUUACUUUUUAAUUUGGCAUAUGCAAAAGCGUUGGGACAUUUUCUGGCCCUAAUUUUCAAGUCAUAUGUUAGAUGACUCCUACUGUGUUGAAACAACGCGCCGAACUGUUUCUUCCAGCGGAGAAGUACGGUGUGACUUCUGUAGCAAGCAUUCCACAAACGUUUACUCACGAGAAGGUAUUUGAGCCUCCGAAGUGGAACUUUGGAACUGGAAACUGAAAGUGCAUUCUCAUCUUCAGCUAUAUAACCUACACAUACGUAUACUUUUUAAAGCUGGGACAAAGCCGCGAUACUUUUGGCGCGAAUUCAGUCGCGUCACUUGUUUUCUAAAUUCCUGCUGGGAAAACCCACGCGCUGGGCUGCGGGUCAUUUGUUACGAUUAUUUAUACGAACAAGUGUCAUUCCAUUGUAGCAAGCAUUGAAAAUAUCUGUCUCCGAGAGGUCUUGUUAUUAUAACUCCAAGGUGAAAUAUAUUCCAUGAGUUGUGGAACUUUGAACUUUGUCAGACAACAACAGUUUUCUCUCGUCAAUAGCGUCUGUCAUUGCGUUUAAAUGAACUGAUUGUUUGCCAAAAAGCAUGUUUCUCUUUGCUGUCUUGCAGCUUGUUCAAAGCAUCUUUUGAAAACAAAGUUUGGAAGUUUAAAACGUUGUUGAAGUAGAACUGAUCUAAUGAAGUUAAAGCCUUGUAGUGUAAAGACCUCACAGAAAUCUUUGUUAAGGUUCGAUUUGGUCCAGUUCACCCAAAUUUAAUAACAACUGUGUCAUCUGCUGUCAAAGAUUAUUAAAACAACAUAUCACCAAAACAUUUGAACCAAAUAUUUUACUAGAUCUCUGUUUCGAUUUCGAAGCAACUUCAUUAGAUAUGUCACAUCAAGGCAUCAUAUUUUGACAGCGUCAAUAAAACUUCCAAGUUGUAACCCGUUGAAUUCACCUGCAGAGUUGCCUGUAGCCACGCGGAGAUACCUAAAUUAUUGAGUGCUGGCAAUUCUUUUGCUUUUAGCAGCGGGUCCAAUAUGCGAGUAAUUUACUUGAUGUUAUUGUGCCUCGCCCUCUGAACGAUUGAUUAUUCUUAUAAUUUCCGUUAAGAUAACGGGCUGUUGCAUAACACGAUAACUGCGAGCGAGAAAUGUCCUGGGCUGUUGGCGAUUUCAAGGGCUUAGGCACGUUCAGGUAGCACAAAGCGUUUUUCGAUGGUGUGACAACUUAGGAUAGCUGGUACGGAUCUUCAAGAUUUCAACGCGACAGUUUUCGGUCGUCACCACAAGACAAGUCCUGUCGACAUCUUUGUUAAGGCUUGUCUUGAUCCGGAUGCCGUGACUAGAUAUGGAUUGGAACACAACUUUCAAUAAAAACGCCGUAAGUGCUUUGCCUUCAGUGUACACUACACAGGCGUUUGCAGUGAUGGAAGGAAAUGAGAGUUCAUUCAACGCUACUACACAUGCAACUCCAGAGUUGGAGCAAUCCCUAGAUUUUUGGAUCAUUAAGAUCGUGUUUUACUGCAUCAUUCUACUGGGUAGCUCUUUGGGGAACAGUUUAGUAAUUUACAUCAUUGCGAGCAAUGCACGAAUGCGAACGCCGUCCAAUUACCUUAUCAUGAACCUUGCGGUCUGCGAUUUUGUGACGCCAGUGUUCAGCAUCCCCUUCGACUUUGUGCUCGAAGAACACAACUACGUCUGGAUUUACGGCGCAAGUAUGUGUAAAAUUCUGUGGCCUUUGACAACGCUGUCUUCAACCUCGGCCGCUUUGACCCUCGCAGCGAUUUCACUUGAUCGUUAUCGCGUAAUCAUGCACCCCUUUAAGGCUCGCUUAACUAUGGUCAAAAUCAAAUGUAUUAUUGUUGCGACGUAUUUGUUUUGUUUACUAAUGGUUACGCCGUACUCUUACGUGCUCGGUUUGAAAGGAAACGAGUGCCAUGAGACUUGGCCCGAUAUUUCCUACAAAAAAUAUUACACGCUGAGUCUUUUCCUGGUGCAGUAUUGCCUCCCUCUGACGUUCAUGGUCGUCAUGUAUUCCUUAGCACUGAAGAACCUCUACACUACCACAGAUAAGACGAGUACUAGAAAAGCAGAGAAAGAACAGGCUGAGAUGAGCAGUACAUCACGUAAUUCUUCCACAUCUGCAGAGCCAAAACUAAAAAAGGUGUCUUCCACAGUUCGUCUUGUGCGGAAGCUGUCCUCGACUGUAAGAAGAGGCACAACCGAAGCAAACAAGAGAGCGACUAAAAUGUUUCUUGCAAUAGUCGUAGUUUUCACCAUAUGCAUGUUCCCAAAUCAAGCGUUGUGGCUAUGGGCGGAUUUUUCCAAUGGCGCUGACAACCCCAAUUUCCUCAAGGCUGUUAUCGUCUGCUGGUUGUUCACCUACUCCAACAGUGUCUGCAACCCGGUGAUUUACGCCGUUUUCAGCCGGGAUUUCAGAAGAGGUUUCAAACGAGCGUUCAAAAAAGCGUUCUGCCUACGUCACGGGCGCCGUCGAGUUUUUAACCCUGAUUUAGUGGCGACAUUAACCACGGAGUUAAAAAGUGUUGGCACGGACAUAGAACGGCGAAAAAGAAAGAUAGCUUCCGUAGAAGCACCUAAGUUAUAUCUUUUGUAAUAGUGAGGGGAAAACAUUUCCACAUUGCAGAAUCGCGCACGCGGCGGGGUAGUACACCCUUUCUUAGAAGAAGACAUUUCUUAAGAGUAUCGAGGCGAAAUUUGCGAAAUUUUAGAAAUAUUUUAAGAAAAAAAAAACCGAGGCAGAAAUUUUGAAAAGAAUAUAAUUUUGUGAUGAAAGUUGGUAUGUACGUCGUAUACCCGCUUUAAUGCCCGCAGGCUGGCUCCAGAAUUACUUCAACACCAUCCAGACACCAAAUACACUGGAAAACAGAAAUGUCAUAUG
This is a messenger RNA of Orbicella faveolata, 3093 nucleotides long. RefSeq names its product galanin receptor type 1-like. Gene Ontology annotation, cellular component: plasma membrane. Lineage: Eukaryota; Metazoa; Cnidaria; Anthozoa; Scleractinia; Merulinidae. Gene Ontology annotation, biological process: G protein-coupled receptor signaling pathway. Gene Ontology annotation, molecular function: G protein-coupled receptor activity. The record is from RefSeq and is a predicted model, not a curated record.